Messenger RNA from Cynara cardunculus var. scolymus (artichoke), 1395 nucleotides. Its product is annotated as 2-carboxy-1,4-naphthoquinone phytyltransferase, chloroplastic. Gene Ontology annotation, biological process: phylloquinone biosynthetic process. The coding region runs from base 28 to 1236 and encodes 402 amino acids. The record is from RefSeq and is a predicted model, not a curated record. Gene Ontology annotation, molecular function: prenyltransferase activity. Gene Ontology annotation, cellular component: membrane. The transcript has 10 exons. NCBI's taxonomy places the organism in Eukaryota, Viridiplantae, Streptophyta, Magnoliopsida, Asterales, Asteraceae.
UGUGGUGGGAAGAGCAGCCUGCAAAAAAUGGUACCCAUAACCUGCAACCGAAGUCAUUGGAGGUCUCACUUUCAUCUUCAAAACACCUUCAAUCUCACCAGAUUUUCCCCGAUAGUUUCGUUAUCGGGUAACUUAAGAUCUUCGUCAUUAUGCUGUUCUACCACUCGAUCAUAUGCCAACAAGAAUCAUAUAAGGUCGUUGGAGAUCCAUCGACAAAGAAGAAACCAUCCGAUUCCCCCCAGAAGUCGAGCAGACGAUCCUGCUCAUGAAGAUGGUGAUCAUGAUGAUGUUUCUAAAGCAACUUUAGUAUGGAGGGCAAUCAAAUUACCAAUAUAUUCCGUUGCACUGGUUCCGCUAACUGUGGGAACUGCAGCAGCUUAUCUGCAAACGGGGUUGUGUUCAGCCAAGCAAUAUGUUCGGCUUUUAGCUUCAUCGGUUCUUAUAAUCACUUGGCUCAAUCUAAGCAACGACGUUUAUGAUUUUGAUACGGGAGCGGAUGUAAACAAGAAAGAGUCCGUUGUUAACAUGAUUGGCAGUCGGUCAGGGACCCUGAUCGCUGCAUUGGUGUUACUUGGUUUGGGGUCCAUGGGGCUUGUGUGGGCAUCGGUGGAGGCCGGAAACAUAAGGUCAAUACUUUUACUGGUUUCGGCCGUCACUUGUGGAUACAUAUAUCAGUGUCCGCCUUUCCGGUUGAGUUACCGGGGUUUGGGAGAACCGUUAUGCUUUGCUGCAUUCGGCCCUUUUGCAACCACCGCCUUUUACCUGAUGCAGGGCGGUAGCACAACGGUGGAGAGGCUACCGAUAACCGCCACGAUUCUAUCAGCUUCACUCCUUGUUGGCAUUACCACAACUCUUAUUCUUUUUUGUAGUCACUUUCAUCAGAUUCCAGACGAUAAAGCUGUCGGAAAAUUCUCUCCACUGGUGAGGAUUGGCACAGAAACAGGUUCAAAUGUGGUGAAAGUGGCAGUGAUUUCCCUCUAUUCCCUUGUAAUUCUUCUUGGCAUUUGCAGAGCUCUUCCAAUCACUUCCAUUUUUCUGUGUGCACUUACAGUACCCAUGGGCAAGCUCGUGGUCAGCUUCGUUGCUGAUAACCACCAGGAUAAAACGAAGAUAUUUAUGGCAAAAUAUUUCUGCGUUCGAUUGCAUGCAAUAUUCGGAGUUGCUUUGACUGCUGGGAUGGUAGCAGCCCGGAUUAUCACAAGUAAUAACGUACCACAACCGAUAGUUACCAUCUAAAUCUGGAUCCAGAACUCGUUCUAUGAGUUCGUACCUGAUGCAAGAGUGAUUGUAUACAACGGCAUUUAAUCUCAAUAAGUACCUGUUACUUGUGUUUCUGUAGCAUAUAAGAUGAAAGAACUUGAUAGAUUGUUCAAAAUAAACACGAGAACAUGGACC